This is a messenger RNA of Hydractinia symbiolongicarpus, 3100 nucleotides long. Its product is annotated as agrin-like. The record is from RefSeq and is a predicted model, not a curated record. Gene Ontology annotation, molecular function: protein binding; serine-type endopeptidase inhibitor activity. NCBI's taxonomy places the organism in Eukaryota, Metazoa, Cnidaria, Hydrozoa, Anthoathecata, Hydractiniidae. The transcript is spliced from 17 exons. Bases 1 to 2238 code for a protein of 745 amino acids.
AUGGCCGUCUUUAAUUACCAUACAUGCCACUCUAUAAAGGAGAAAAGGCAGCAGACACCUUAUCUUUUAGCACAUCCAACCCUAUUAUUGAUCUCACCUUUUAAGAGUUGUUUGGUAAAAUGUGGUUGUGAGAUGGUAAUAAACAUUUCCUACCAAGACGUGGACCAUAGCUCAACAGUUAGAUUGCUGAAAGGAGAACCUUUUCAGCAAUCUUUUUUAAGAUUGAUAAAUUUUAUAUCAGCUUUAUACUCUAAUCCAAUUGAGCAAUGUAAUCCAAACCUAAUCUGUCCUUUUACACCUCAAGAAGUGUGUGGUAGCAAUGGGAAAACUUAUUUGAAUAGUUGUAAUCUGGUCAAAGCCAGAUGCCAAUUGGGGGGAAAUUUGCAUUUGGCAUACAAUGGACCAUGUGGAAUUGGUCUUCAUUGUAGAAGAUAUUGCCCAAUUACAUAUGAACCUCUUUGUGGUACAGAUGGGAAAACUUAUGCAAAUCUGUGUAUGUUAAAAUACUUCAAUUGCAUCAAGCGAGCAUCUGUAAAAAAACAGUAUUCAGGAAAAUGCACCAUGGCUGGAAAAACAUGUGGAAAGCGCUGUUCAACCAAGAGGUCACUAAUUUGUGGCUCAGAUGGGAAGACAUAUGCAAGUCAAUGUGCUUUUGAAGAAGAAAAAUGUCUUCGCAAUCGACAUUUAAGAGUUUCCCACUAUGGCCAGUGUAAAAGCUGUAAGAAGAAUUGCAGACAGACAUAUCAACCAGUAUGUGGUAGUGAUGGUCGAACAUACACAAACAAAUGUGUUUUGUCAAUGAUUACUUGUAGAGAUUCAAAGAUUACUUUAAAAUAUUACGCAUCUUGUGAAGUCUGUGAUCGUACCUGUCCCAAUAUAAGACGACUUAUUUGCGGAUCGGAUGGCAAAACAUACACAAGCGAAUGUCAUUUGGAUAAAGAGAAUUGCAGACGAGAUAAUACACAAAAAAUUAUAAAGUCAUACGACAAAAGCUGUGACACAAGCUGUAGAAAGAACUGUGGAAGAAUACGUAAACCUGUGUGUGGUACUGAUGGUAAUACAUAUCAAAACGAAUGUCUUUUACAAAACGCAAAUUGUGGUAAAGAAGUGAGAUUUAUAAGAAAAGCUUAUGAUGGAGAAUGCAAGACAAGCUGUAGAAAGAACUGUGGAAGAAUACGUAAACCUGUCUGUGGUACUGAUGGUAACACAUAUCAAAACGAAUGUCUUUUACAGAAUGCAAAUUGUGGUAAAGAAGAAAUAUUUAUAAGAAAAGCUUACGAUGGAGAAUGCCGGACAAGCUGUAGAAAGAACUGUGGAAGAAUACGUAAACCUGUCUGUGGUACUGAUGGUAACACAUAUCAAAACGAAUGCCUCCUACGGAACGCAAAUUGUGGUAAAGAAGCAAGUUUUAUAAGAAAAGCUUACGAUGGAGAUUGCCUUUCUAUCUCAAAACUAAGAGGUAUUUGCACUUUACCAUUGUCAUCAAAGAGUUGUAUCCGAAAUCGUAAAGUAAGAAGAUAUUAUUACAACUCAUUUACUGGGCGCUGCGAACCAUUUACAUACAGCGGAUGUGGAGGAAAUGCAAAUAACUUUAACUCUCAACAAAACUGUGAAGGGAAAUGUGGUCGAACCUGCAGCAUCAGUUGCACAGAUGAGUACAAGCCAGUCUGUGGUAGUGACGGGAAAACGUACAAGAAUUAUUGUGUUCUUCGAAGAUCUUCAUGCUGGGCGUGGGACAAAAUUACUAAAGUAUCUGAUGGCAUUUGUCAAGGCUCCCGUUGUAGUCGUUCCUGCAUUUUAAAUAAUGAUUAUGUAUGCGGGACAGAUGGUUUGACAUACUCCAAUGAUUGCUUUCUUUCAAUUAAAACUUGCGAGAGUGGAGGAAGGAUUGUGAAAGCAUACAAUGGGAAAUGUUUGAGCAAAGUGGAACAAUGUACCAAGCAGGUACAUGUUACAAGAAGAUGUGGCAAAACAUUCUACACAUACAAUUACAAGCUGCACCGCUGUGAGCAAUAUUAUGGAUGCGAUGGAAGUCCAAACAGCUUUGCGACAAGACAACUUUGUGAAAGAACAUGCAAGCCAAACUGUAAUUUCAAAUGCCCCAAUCUUCAUUCUGCUGUAUGCGGAACUGAUUACGUUACUUACCGAAACUAUUGUUUUCUCAAUGCUGUCAGCUGCAAAUCGUGGGGUAAAAUACAGGCUGCUCACAACGGGUUUUGCGGUGGUCAGCAGAAUUAAUGCAUCAGACAGAAUGAUCAGAAUAAGCAUUGGUGUUAUUUAAAUUUAAAUAUUUUAACAUAUAAAUAUAUACUAUGUGAUACAGUUUAUACUAUAAUGGUGUUUUACUAUGAAGGGGGUUAAUACAAGCUUUGAAUUUAGGUAAUAUAAUGUAAAUCUUUAAAAUAGGUACCGGCUAGAGUGGCAAUAAAUGUCGCUAUAAAUGUGGAGGCAUUGUAAGCUUCCUCUUAUGUUGUAUAGGGCAAGUUUGCUGUACUGUAUUAAUUUUUUAUAUGGAAAACUAUACUUAAGUUCUGGUAUCUUCUCUAACAAAAGUGUGCAUUUCCCUGCUUUAAGUUAGUACUUGUUUUGAAGUUUUAUUUUUAACAGUUAUAUAUUUUGUUGACUGUGUUAAUCAAGGCUCAGUCGGGAUUUUAAUUCUGAUUUAAUUAAACUUUAUUUGAUCAUAAUAAAUAGAGUUUUCUGUUGUUUUUGAUUAAGGUUUUGUAUCUGAUUAAACCUGUUUAUUUGACUGCCAUUCCUGAUUAGAUAAAUAUCUUGAAACUAUAUAGCACAUAUACCCAGUCAUAAUACAAAUCAUUUUUUUGCCUUAAUUAUCUAUAUAUCUUUGUUUUUAUUAAUCCAUAUAAUUGUAAUUGUGAUAUGUUUUAUUAGUAUUUUUGUAUAUUUUUUAUACAGUAAUACUGUAAUGCUAUACAAGUGUUUUUUUCUAAGCUGUAUGAUUAUGUCGAUAAAGCACAAAAAAAAUCUUUGUUGAUCACAAUCUGCAACUUUAAAGUAUGAUUAAGUCUUGUAAUUGAGUCAAGUCUAAUGCUUAUGAAUUGUAAAUUAAAGAAUGUACUUAAACCCUAACCAAUAUAUU